UUCAGGUGGCUUCACGGGUGUCCUUACGGCGUGUUUCUAUUGUGUUUCACCCUAGGUUGAUUGGGUAGCUGACUGAGUUUAGUCCUGUCGCUGUCUUCCAUUAGGCUAGGUACAGAUUAUCGGCGUACCAAGAAGCCAAAAGUUCAAGUGAUCAGUUAUUGUAACUUUGUAAUUACGUGUCAUGUGGUCAGUGACCUCGGGCUGGUCACCUCUUUAUCUCUAGUGGAUUGUAUAGAGUGUUAGUUGACAGCGAAGAAGAACCUUACAACAAUGGGAACACGACGAAAAAUCGAUGGGAUCGCGCCCACAUUUGAAAAGAAGCCGUCCAUUCGACAAGAAGACGACGGAAGGAAAUUAUUUUUCGAAUGUCGUAUUCUCGCAGACCCUGCCCCUAGUGUAUCUUGGUACCAUGACGGAGUCCUUGUUAAGGCACAAGGUAGAUUUAAGGUCAGAGUUGUAAAAGACAAGAAUUCAUAUAAUUCUGCAUUGGAGAUAGAUGAUGUAUCAGUGGAGGAUGCAGGAAAAUACAAGGUUACAGCAAAAAAUGAUCUUGGGGAAAGCAAUGCUACAAUUAAUCUUAAUUUUGAUAGUGAUGAACCUGACCCAUCAGAGAGUGGUAAGCCUACAUUCACGGAAAAACCAGUUAUUAAACAAUCGAAUGACUUCAGUAAGGUCAUAUUUCAGUGUCGUCUUGUAGCUGAUCCUCCCCCAAAAAUAGAAUGGUAUCAUGCUGGUAAGCUAAUUAAAGAUGGAGGAAGGUUUAAGUAUAUUCUUACGUCUGAUAAGAAAAACCAUUCAGUUUCUUUGGAGGUUGGCCAAGUAACUGCUAAAGAUGGUGGAGAGUAUAAGGUGAUUGCCAAGAACAAAAAUGGAGAAGGUUUGGCUACAAUCAACCUUAAUUUUGAAGGUGAUGGCAAACCUAAGAUUCCGGGUGGGAAAGCCCCAAGGUUUCCCAAGAAACCUACCAUAAAGCAGGUUGGAGAUAACUUAUUCAUGGAAUGUGUGCUAGAAGCCAAUCCAUUCCCCACAAUCUCAUGGUUUCAUGGCACCAAACAGAUCUCAGAAGGAAAGAGACAUAAGUUUCAUAAAAAAGAAAUAGAAAAAGAUACAUAUGCUCUAUCACUUGAAGUCAGGGACCCUACGACAGAAGAUGGUGGAGGCUAUCGGUGUAAUGCUGUUAGUGAGCUUGGUGAGAGUAAUGCAAACAUAUCUUUGAACUUCCAAGGUGGUGAUACAGGUGAAGAUGAAGGUCCAACCUUUGUUGAAAAACCUAAAAUCAUUCCAAAAGAUGGUGGAAAGCUGAUUGUUAUGCAGUGUCGGGUGAAUAGUGUGCCCCCACCUAAAACUGUUUGGUAUCAUGGGACACAGAUUGUAAAAGAGACCAAUCGAGUUAAAAGUCGAAUAGUAAAGGAAACAGAUGAAGAAUUCACAAUAAUUCUUGAAAUCAGGGACCCAUCCAAGGAUGAUGGAGGAAGUUAUAAGUGUAACAUAAAAAAUGAAAAUGGUGAAAUCAAUGCCAAUCUAAAUCUGAACAUUGAGGGUCAGAAAAAGCCUGAUGGUGAAGCACCAACUUUUGUCGAGAAACCAAAAAUCAUACCAGAGGAUGGAGGGAAACGAAUUAUCAUGGAAUGUAAAGUACGAGCCAAACCAAAGCCUAACAUAGUCUGGUAUAGAGAGAACACAGUUGUUAAAGAAACAAAUCGAAUCAAGCAGAUUAUCAAAGAAGAAAACAAUGUAUAUAUCAUCAGACUGGAGUUAAAAGAUCCAGAACUUACAGAUGGUGGUCUUUAUCGAUGCAAUGUAAAGAACUCAGCAGGAGAAAGCAAUGCUAAUCUUACUCUAAACAUUGAAUUGGCUCCUGUCAUUAAAGAAAAACCCAAAAUUGUCAAAAGAGAUCGACAAAAGAAAAUUGUUAUUGAGUGUCAUGUCCAAUCAGCUGCCAAACCUAAAUGUAUUUGGUACAAAGAGGCAUCUACUGUACGUGAAGACUCACGCCACUCUAUCCAGAUUCGAGAAAUUUCUAAAGGAGAAUAUGCUAUUGCUCUUGAGAUUGAUAAACCUACUGCAGCAGAUAAGGGUAACUACAAACUGAUGGCUAAAAAUGAAAAAGGUGAAGUUACUUCUCAACCUAUCCAGGUGGAUCUCGAAGAACCUCCUGAAGAAAAGAAAAAAGAUGAAAAAGUUCCCAAAGGAGAAAAACCCAAGAUUGUCCAAGGCCUAAAGCCACAGACUGUGGAAGCUGGAAAUCCAGCAGAGUUUGUGUGUAAAGUUGAUUCCAAACAGAAAAUAACAGUCUCUUGGUACAAAAACAAAAGAUCCAUCAGAGAGUCUCGAGAAUAUAAGAUAUCCUUUGAUGGGUCAACAGCUAUUCUUACCAUUACUAGCACGACUGUUGAGUUUUCUGGCACCUAUUCAGUUGAAAUUGUAAAUGAAUUUGGAAAAGAAGAAAGUUCAGCAGAACUAAUUGUGAAAGAACCUCAAAAAAAGAAACCAGAGAAAAAAGAAGAAAAGAAAGAAGAGAAACCUACAAAAAAGCCAGAAGAAAAGAAAGAAGAGAAACCAGUGAAAAAACCAGAGGAGAAACCUACAAAAAAGCCAGAAGAAAAGAAAGAAGAGAAACCAGUGAAAAAACCAGAGGAGAAACCUACAAAAAAGCCAGAAGAAAAGAAGAAACUUGAGGAUCGUCGUAGUUCACGAGAUGAGCCUGGCCGACAGAAAGGUUUGGCACAGUUAAUCCCAGACUGGCCUGUCCUGCAAAAAGUGAAAAAACCACAAAAACAGCCUGAACCUGAUGAAGCACCUGAAGAAGAAAAGAAACUUAAAGUCAAACCCAAAGAGCAACAAGAAAGGAAAGAUGAAAGAGUUCUGAAAAAACCAGAAGAAAAGAAGCCUGAACCUGAGGUAAAACCCACUGAAGAGAAGAAGCUUAAAACCAAGCCUAAGGAGAAAAAAGAAAAGGAAGAAGCUCCAAAAAUCACGGUGAAGGAUAGUAAAAAUACAAAACAAGAGGGAGACCUAGACGUUCCAGUCAUUGUUAAAGAGCCUACACCCGAACCAGCACGGAAGGACUCUCUUGAACCAGGCAGUGCUACUGGGAGCAGAAGGGGAUCUGCUACUUUAGAACAGCCACUUAUUAGUCCCAGUGGAUCUCGGAGAUCUUCUAUCAUUGUAGCUGAUGAGAAAGGGUUACUUGUUGAUGAAUCUGGCAAAACUAAGAAGCUCCGUCCUGGUGAAAUGUUAGAAGUGAGACAGAAGCGAAAGACCAGUGCUGAUAUGCGGAAACAAAGUAUUCAAGACAUUGACGAGCGUGUUGAUAAAAAAUCAACUCCUCUUCGCCCUGUUCCUGAAGAAGAAGAGGGUCCUCCAGCCUUUGUGGAUUAUCAGGAGAACGUGUCAGCUGUGGAAGGUCAGACAGCAUACUUGGCAUUUGAGGUAGAAGGCAACCCAGUCCCAGAAUUCCGCUUUUAUAAAGGUGUGUCAGAAAUUUUUGAAGGUGGGCGUUACAAAGUGGUCACUGAUGGAGAAACCAACAAUGUGUUUUUCUGUAUUCGCAAGGCUAAAUCAACAGAUGAGGGUCGUUACAAGGUAGUUGCCUACAACAAACAUGGAGAGGAUAGUAUCAACAUGUCUUUGUUUGUCAGCAGUGAAGGUGGAAUGGACUUCAGAACAAUGUUGAAACAUAGGCAGUACGCCAAGUGGGGAAAAGGAAAACAGGAUCCUGACUGGGGUGAUCUGAAACCAUUAGAGGAGGAAGAGCAGGCCAAGAAAGAGACAAAG
Molecule: messenger RNA, 3777 nt
Organism: Limulus polyphemus (Atlantic horseshoe crab)
Lineage: Eukaryota; Metazoa; Arthropoda; Merostomata; Xiphosura; Limulidae
Product: muscle M-line assembly protein unc-89-like
Exons: 26
Source: RefSeq, a predicted model, not a curated record